This is a messenger RNA of Sus scrofa (pig), 2167 nucleotides long. It is a transcript of the gene ADA2, whose product is annotated as adenosine deaminase 2. The record is from RefSeq and is marked provisional. NCBI's taxonomy places the organism in Eukaryota, Metazoa, Chordata, Mammalia, Artiodactyla, Suidae. Gene Ontology annotation, biological process: inosine biosynthetic process; adenosine catabolic process. Gene Ontology annotation, molecular function: adenosine deaminase activity.
GCUCCGAGGAUCCCGAUGUCGGGGUGGCCAGUGCUGCCCGCCCUGCUGCUGGCCGUGGCCAUGUCCUCUUUCCACUCGGCCACGUCCAGAGAUGAGGAGCGAAACCGGCUGUUAAUGAGAGAGAAGAUGAUGCAGGUGGGGGGGCAGCUGGUGCUGCAGGAAGAGGAGGAACGGGCCAACGGGAGGCUCCAGGCCCUCAAAGAGGCUGAGAUGCAGGAGGCCAAGAGGACUGGCAUCUUCCCGCCCAGCCUGCACUUCUUCCAGGCCAAGGGCCUCAUGGAGAAAAGCGCCGUGUUUAAUAUCCUGAAGAAGAUGCCAAAAGGUGCCGCCUUACAUGUCCAUGACUUUGGCAUGGUGAGCAUGGACUGGUUGGUGAAAAAUGCCACCUACAGGCCCUACUGCUAUUUCUGCCUCACCCCAAAGGGGGCCACGUUCAAGUUCGCUCACCCUCCCCCCACCCCGAAGCAAGAGGAAUGCUCCGAAUGGGUUUUGCUGGAGAAGUUCCGCAAGGGGCUGCCCAAUGUCACCGAGUUCGACAACAGUCUGCUGAGAACUUUCACUCUGAUGACCGAGAACCCCCAGGAAACUUAUGCAAACCAAGACAUGGUUUGGAAAAAGUUCAAAACCAUCUUCUUUGCGAUCUCGGGCCUGGUGAACUACGCCCCGGUGUUCAGAGACUUCAUCUUCCUGGGCCUGGAGGAGUUCUACCAGGACCAGGUGCUCUACCUGGAGCUGAGAGCGAUGCUCUACCCGGUGUACGAACUGAAUGGGAUGGUCCACAGCCGCGAGUGGUCAGUGCGGACCUAUGAAGAAGUGGCUCGUACGUUUGCAAAGACGCAUCCUGGGUUUAUUGGAAUCAAGCUCAUUUAUUCGGAUCACAGAUCCAAAGACGUGUCCCUCAUCAAGGAAUCCGUCCAGAGAGCCAUGGAACUUCGAGCCAAGUUCCCCCAGAUGGUGGCUGGGUUUGACCUGGUGGGGCGUGAGGACACAGGCCACUCCUUGUAUGACUACAAAGAGGCCUUGAUGAUUCCAGCCUCACGUGGUGUGAAACUGCCUUACUUCUUCCACGCCGGGGAGACAGACUGGCAGGGCACUUCCGCAGACAGAAACCUUCUGGAUGCCCUAAUACUGAACUCCACCAGGAUCGGGCAUGGAUUUGCUUUGAGCAAACACCCAGCCGUGUGGGCUGAUGCCUGGAGGAAGGACAUCCCCUUAGAAGUCUGUCCCAUCUCCAACCAGGUGCUGAAGCUGGUGUCGGACCUGAGAAACCACCCUGCAGCCGUUCUGAUGGCCACCGGGUACCCCAUGGUUAUCAGCUCAGAUGACCCUGCUGCCUUUGGGGCCAAAGGCCUGUCCUACGAUUUCUAUGAGGCCUUCAUGGGUCUCGGGGGGCUGACGGCUGACCUGAGGACACUCAAGCAACUGGCCAUGAACUCCAUCAGGUACAGCGCCCUGUCAGAGACUGAGAAGAAGGUUGCCAUGGAAACCUGGGAGGAGCGAUGGCAUAGGUUUGUAGCGGAGCUGGCCAGGGGCCCAAAGUGAGCAGAACAGCAGCCCUGCCUCUGCCUCCCACCAGGCCGGCCUCACCUUCUCUCAGCUGUCCUGGAGUCCAGUCCAGUCAUCUCCGUUUCUUCAUCAGAACCGGCCUGUGGGGUCACCCCAUGGCCUCCCUGUUGCCCGACCUUGGGAACACUCCAUCAGUGGACACACACACAUCCUUCUCUCGGCCUCAGUGCAAGGGCCCUUGGGACUCCUGCCCUGGCUCCGGUCCACUCCCAGAGACUCUUCUCUGCCUGCCCUCAGCUCAGCCCUGCACUUCCUGCCUUCUCGCCUCCUCUCCUGGGGUGUCUCAUCCACUCCUACACUUUUAUUUUAUUUUAUUUUUUUAGGGCCACACCCGCAGCAUAUGGAAGUUCCCAGGCUAGUGGUCAAAUUGGAGCUGCAGCUGUCAGCCUACACCACAGCUACAGCAACAGUGGAUCUUUAACCCAUUGAGCAAGGCCACGGAUCAAACCCACAUCCUCAUGGCUAUUAGUCAGGUUCUUAACCCCCUGAGCCACAAUGGGAACGCCCAUUCAUUCCCUUUUAAAACCGUGUAUUUCUGCAGGUAUGGCCCUGAAAAACCAAAUAAAUAAAUAAGACUAUGUAUUUGUCCAGGUUUCCCAAA